AUGGAACAGGCAAAGGAGGCAGUUGAGAAGGUGGCAGAGGGUGUCAAAAAUGUUGCCAUUGGAGAGAAGAAACCAAAAGCACCCAAAGCACCAAAGCCUAAGAAGGAGAAGGGAGGGGAUAGUGGGGUCGAUGCCGGACCUUUAGAACUCAACCCAGCGCCAGAAUUUAUCGCUCAUCGCAUAGCAGUUUUCGACAAACUGAAGGCAAAAUAUGACGCGGAAAUCGCUGCAAAACCAAGAGAUCCCAUCACCAUUACUCUUGCGGACGGAUCUGUUAAGGAGGGUAUUGCUUGGGAGACCACACCCGCCCAAAUCGCAGAGGGAAUCUCGAAGAGUCUUCUCAAGCGCACCGUUGUUGCGAAAUUGAAUGGGGAUUCUGAGCAACUAUGGGAUUUGGAGCGACCCUUAGAGAAGGAUUGCACACUUGAGCUGCUCCCUUUCGAGAACGAAGAGGGCAGAAGAGUCUUCUGGCAUUCUAGUGCUCAUAUCUUGGGCGAAGCCUCAGAAAGACGAUUCGGUUGUAGUUUGUGUAUCGGCCCCCCAAUCGACAAUGGUUUCUACUACGAGAUGGGUCUGCCAAAUCAAGGAACAGUCACUGACGCAGACUGGAAGCCCUUGGAGACAUUGGUCGGUCAAAUUGUCAAGGAGAAGCAAAAGUUCGAGCGACUGGUCCUUUCUAAGGAUGAUCUUCUGGAGAUGUUCAAGGACAACAAGUACAAGCAACACAUCAUCAAGGACAAGAUCGCUGAUGGAACCAACACCACUGUUUAUCGUAACGGACCUCUUAUCGAUUUAUGUCGAGGUCCUCACGUCCCUAACACUGGCAGAAUCGAGACAUUUGCUAUCAUGAAGAACUCAGCAUCUUACUUCCUUGGAAAUAAGGAAAACGACUCUUUGCAAAGAAUUUAUGGUGUCUCAUUCCCAGAUAAGAAGCAAAUGGCUGAGCACAAGAAAUUUCUGGAAGAGGCUGCAAAGCGUGAUCACCGAAAACUUGGUAAGGAUCAAGAAUUAUUCUUCUUCCACGAAAUGUCACCUGGAUCUGCCAUGUGGUUGCCACACGGUGCUCGUAUCUAUAACACAAUCAUGUCAUUUUUGAGAGAGCAAUACUGGACCCGUGGCUACGAAGAAGUUAUUACGCCAAAUAUGUACAAUUCCGAACUUUGGAAGACCUCUGGUCAUUGGGCGUAUUACAAGGAUGACAUGUUCACAUUCCCUGUCGAGAAGGAUACUUUUGCUUUGAAGCCCAUGAACUGUCCUGGCCAUUGCUUGAUGUUUGGUCACCGUGAGCGCAGUCACAGAGAAUUGCCUUGGCGAGUUGCAGAUUUCGGUGUUCUUCAUCGUAAUGAAGCUUCGGGUGCGUUGACCGGUUUGACUAGAGUAAGAAGAUUCCAACAAGAUGACGCCCACAUCUUCUGUAGGGAAGACCAGAUCAAGGAUGAAAUCACUGGUUUAUUCGACUUUCUCAAGGCUAUUUACGGCCUUUUGGGUUUCACCUUCAAGCUGAACCUCUCUACUCGCCCAGAAAAGUACUUGGGUAAACUCGAGACUUGGGAUAUGGCAGAGGAGAAACUCCGAUCUGCUUUGGACGAAUUUGCGGCAACUGAUGGUGGAGUACCAUGGGUACUCAACGAGGGUGACGGUGCUUUCUAUGGCCCAAAGAUUGAUAUCACUAUUUGCGAUGUCCUCAAGAGAGAAUGGCAAUGCGCUACAAUCCAACUUGAUUUCCAGUUACCUCAAAACUUUGGACUUGAAUACAAUACCGGUGAUGUACCAACUAAGAAGGAUGAAGACGCCGCCAAGGAGCCCAUCGUCAAGCCAAAGAAGAAUGCCGAACCAGAGGAUCCAAAUGCUCCACCAAAGGAAAGAGUGUACAAGCCACUUACCCCUGGAUGUGCCAGACCAGUCAUGAUUCACCGAGCUAUGGCAGGUAGUAUCGAACGUUUCACUGCUAUCUUGAUUGAGCAUUUCGCUGGUAAAUGGCCUUUCUGGUUAAGUCCUCGACAAAUUCUUGUUAUCCCAGUCGGAGUUGGUUACUUUGAAUAUGCCAAGGAAGUGCAAUCCAUCUUCCACAAACAACAAAUGUUCAUUGAUGUUGACCUCAGUGGCAACACUCUUCAAAAGAAGAUCCGUACAGGCCAAUUGGCACAAUACAACUUUAUUUUUGUUGUCGGCGACACAGAAAUGAAGGGACGUGAAGUCAAUGUUAGAAAUCGUGACGAUACCUCGAGUCAAGAUCGAGGAAAGCCUGUUUCAUUGCAAGAAGCAAUUGAGAAACUCACAGCACUUCGUGAUGAGCGAAGGUCGGAUAACCCUUUCCCAGGUGAAGCGAAGCCUGUCGAGGCAGCUGCGGCUCCUGUUGCGCCUGCUGCUUAA
Messenger RNA from Botrytis deweyae, 2373 nucleotides. RefSeq lists its product as uncharacterized. The transcript has 2 exons. The coding region runs from base 1 to 2373 and encodes 790 amino acids. Lineage: Eukaryota; Fungi; Ascomycota; Leotiomycetes; Helotiales; Sclerotiniaceae. Gene Ontology annotation, biological process: threonyl-tRNA aminoacylation. The record is from RefSeq and is a predicted model, not a curated record. Gene Ontology annotation, cellular component: cytoplasm. Gene Ontology annotation, molecular function: threonine-tRNA ligase activity; ATP binding.